AACCCCAAACUCACAAUCCAUCGCUCCCCCGUCCACCCUCCUCCUUGGCAACCACAGGUCUGAUGUCACAUCCCGAUAUCUGUCGGUACCCAGGUCCUCUUCUAGAGUUUGUAUUCUGUGCCAUCAAGCUGCUUAUGUAACUUUACUCCCUGUUUUAGAUUUUGAAGCUGUACGCUAUGUUGAAUCUUUAUAGCACCGUGGUUAAGAGUGUGGACUCUGAAACAGGUCCCCCGGGUUUCUAUCUUAGCUCUCCCCUUCCCUCAGACCGCGAAGUACGGUAACGCUAAGCUCCUGGCCCUGCUGAAUCUGCUUGGCUACCGGUGGCCUCCCUCCACCCACAGCAAAGCUGGUUUGGCCUGGUACCUGGGACCCCUAGGGAUCCUCCUUGGAGAACAGACUUGGAGAGAAGAUGCUCCAAGGAGGCAGGGAUGUUGGGGUGAAAAAGGAGGGGGAAGAACUGAACUGUUCUUCCCACUUCAGCGCGAAUCGUUAGGUUUCAAAGCUCUUGGGAAGCGGGAGUGCGGGGGAAGGAGGCUCCCUUCAGAGAGAGGCCAAGAGACACCCCCCCCCCCCCCCAGAUGGGAGCAUCUCCAGGGCAAAUUGCCUAAAUCACCUUCCGGCUACAGUGAAAUGUUAAAGCCAUGGUGGCUCCCACUGACCCUCGCAUCUCGUCCUCCCGUCGCGCGCCCAGGCUGCCCGUCACCCCCACCCCCAAGCGCUCGCAGAAGCGACCGCUCUUGGGUCUUAACCAGACUCGCGCGUCAGUGACGGGUAGGUAAAGCGGGGUGCGGUAGUCCUGGUCCCUCUCCCGGAGUCCGGCUUCCGUUCCCCGGGUUCCCACCCCUCCGCCUCUGGACGAAGACCUCGGAGCUUCCCCUCCCAUCUCCCUUUCUUUCUAGGAAUUGAGGGAUCCGGGCCGCCCCCGGCGGGCGGAAAGGGCGGGGUAGUUGUAGACAACCAGAGGAACCGCAGUCCCGUGGUCCUCUCGCUGCCUCCCCGCUCCACCCCCUUCUCUCCCCUCCAUCGGUUUCGGAAGGGCCCACCCUGGAGACAACUACUUCCCCUGCCGGGGAUGGGGGCUGAGGCCGGUGGGGUUCGGAUGCGGUAGGCGCGUCCUUCACUGGCCGGCGGCUCCGAGGUGGCCUCCUGGUACUCUCCCGUCUCGAUCAAAGAGUUUCUUAGCUGGCUCUCAAACAGGCUGUCGCUCCUUUGUUUCUCCGAGGGCCUGGCGGAGAGUAGACAAAGCAGGGGACACGGAGGCCAAGAAACAUCAGGUGCACAGAUCCUGACUGGGUCUGACUGGUGACAGAGACUAUUAUCUGAGGCGGGUGCACCCUGGGCUGACACUUCCCUGGGGUGAAAGGAGAGGGAGCAUCCCCAACCGGCAACCAAGUAAAUUGCAGAUUCCCUCAGGAGUUAGUGGCCUAUAAGAAGAAAGUCAUGGAGUCCCUUGAAGAAAUAUCAGAGGAAGAGGUCCCCAAAGAACACCAGACUUCCUCGACCCCAUCCUGGAAGCUCUCGGCCAAGGAGAUUCUGGCCGCCAAGACCCAAAACUACUUUGCUCAGACUAAAAGAACCGAGAAUGUCUUGGUCCAGGUGGCCUUCUCCGUUGGGCUAAGCAGCAUAUGGCGUUUCCCAUACCUGUGUCAUCGGAAUGGAGGCGGCAGCUUCAUCCUGAUGUACUUCUUCAUGCUGCUCCUGUUCGGGAUUCCCCUCUUGUACAUGGAGAUGAUCAUGGGGAAGUGGCUGCGUGUGGACAACAUCCGGGUCUGGAAGCAGCUUGUCCCCUGGCUGGGUGGCAUCGGCUACGCGGGCUUACUGGUGAAUGAGGGGCGGGGGCCAAGAGGCAUCCUCGCUCACCCCCCGCGGUCUCCAGGUUUCCUGUCUCCACCCGCCCAUCCCGCCCCUCAGGCCCCAUGUGUCCACCCCCAGGUGUGCACCUUAGUGAGCCUGUAUAACAGCAGCAUCAUCACCUGGAGCCUCUCCUAUUUGGGCAACUCCUUUGAUCAUCCCCUGCCCUGGAACCAGUGCCCACCGAUGAAGAGCACCAACGUCACCGAUGUCACCUGCCUUCGGACGGUGUCCCACCAAUACUUCUGGUACCACAACACCCUGAAUGCCUCCAACAACAUUGAAGAAGGGUUCGAGGUCCUCGUCCUGAAUCUCAGUCUGGGCAUUUUUGCGGUCUGGCUCCUCCUCUUCUUAAUCUUGGUUACAGGGCUCAAGAUGUCAAUGCAGAUGCUGGUGUUCUCAGUAUUACUUCCCUACAUCACCCUCUUCUGCUUCCUCAUCCGAGGGCUCCUUUUGGAAGGUGCCACCACCAGCCUCAGACGUAUGGUGACCACAGAGCUCUCGGCCUGGGCCUCGCUGGACCUGUGGUGUCAGGCAGGAGGCCACGUGCUCUACUCUCUGGGCCUGGGCAUGGGCACUAUCAUCUUAUUCUCCUACGACGCUGGAGGUGACAACUAUGCCCAGGUGGCCUCUCUGGUGGCCCUGGUCAACCUGGUGACCUCAUUGCUGACCACAUCCAUCAUCUUUAUGGUGCUGGGGUUCUGGACCACCACCAGUGGCCACGCCUGUGUCAAGCAGAGCGUCUCCAAGCUGAUGAAACUAAUAGAACAGGGGGUGCUGUCUCAGGAUGCCACGCCCCCGGAAGACAUCCUGCUCCUGCCCUCCCUGGACUACCUGGACUGGAUCAGCAGCCUCCCAGACCACCUCCAGCACCAGAUCGUCUACUUUUCCCCCUCCUGCAGCAUCAAGGCACAGAAGGAGAAGUUCAUGGAGGGCCCCGGCCUGGCCUUUGCAGCCUUCUCACAGAUCAUCUCGUUGUUCCCUGGUGCCUCUUUCUGGGCCAUCCUCUUCUUCAUGGGCCUGCUCAUCAUAGGGCUGAGCACCUUGAUAAAGCUCUUGGAAGGCAUCGUCUCUCCCAUUCAGAACUCCAUCUCCAUCUUCAGGGAUUAUCCCAGGAUGCUCUCAGGUAUGGGGCUCCUCACCCCAGUGACCACCUUGCCCUGGCACCCCUCCUCACCAGGCCACCCCCAGUCUCCAGGGCUCACUUUGACCCCUGACCCAGCCCUACACACAGACCUCAGUGGGGCCAAACCUGCCUCUGCCUUAGCCAUCGUCUGCUUGGGAGGUUUUCUGGGCAGCCUCGUCUUCACCAGUCGUGCUGGCAGCUACGUCAUGUCAUUGUUUGACGACUACCUGGUCCCAAUAAGCAUCAUCAUCGUUGUGGCCUUCCAGAACAUGGCCCUGGUCUGGAUCUACGGAGCUAGGAGGUUCCGGGAAGAGCUGUUCAGUGAGCUAGGCCACCCUCUGUGGCCCUUCCCCACAUUCCUGUGGUGCUACGUGACGCUGCCGGGGCUGCUGGCCCUCCUUGCCCUCUGCCUGGUGCAGUUCUACCAGAGCACACACCUCUACUAUAUCGCCUGGGACAGCAGUGCGAGCCAGGAAGUAAAACAGCCCUACCUGCAGAGGACUCUGGGCUGGGUCACCUUUCUCAGCAUCCUCACCUUUCUGCCAAUCCCAAUCCACCCACUUCGCCAGUGGUGGUGCCUCCCGGACUGUAUGGCCCCUGAUCCCUUAGAAAAUCUAAUGUCCAAGAAGAUGACCUUGGUGUCCCCCCAGCCAGUACAGUGGCCUAAGCACCACUCAAAGUCCACCUUCACAGAGAGAAAAAGCGACAUGUCAUCAAGAGGCUUAAGUCUGCCCUCAUUCAGGGGGCCGAACUGGGGCUCCUGGCACUUCAGCCCGGCCUCAAGUAGGAGUGGGAGUUCUUCCUGGUUCAGCCUGCCUCUCCCGGCCUCUGUGACAUCGGCCUUGUCCAUUAGGAGUGCCAGCCUCCCUGCCUCCAGGCAGGUGAGCCCAGUCUCAACAGCCAUAGACAACAGCAACGAGGGCAGGGAGGCCAAGGAAGAAAAUGCGAAAGAGAAAUCUAGUCAGUAACUAGAACACCACUGGGUUUUUCCCAAGGCAGCAAACCUGGCCGAUAACUGGCAGCAUUAGUGACUGUUUGGCUACAGAAAUAGUUGGUUCUGCCAGCAAGGGGCGGGGGGAGAACAGGAAAAACUUGCCUAGCAACCGAUAAUCACUCACCUGACCUUGGAAGGAAGUGGUCCGCCUAGGAGCGCCUUCCUCCCCUGGAAUGGUACCGUCUCAGCGACGUGGAGCGCUGCUCUGGAACAGCGGAACUCAGAAGGAGCAAUCUUUGCAGCUGCUCAUGGGACUGGCCCUGGUGCCCUCUUCCUCCUUGCGAAGUGGGCACCAUUUUGCUCGGAUGGGAUGGGCGUCACAGCACCUUCCAAGACCCAACCUUCCCAGUUAUCCUGGAGAUGGAUAGUGUGUUCUCUCCAACUUCCCACAUCCGUCACCAAACUGGAUCAGUAGGGUGGCUCACUUCUCCGGGGCAGUCCUCUCAGAAUGAGGCUGAGAUGACAGGGCCAUGGGUCAAUAAAUGGGUCCAUUGGGACCCCACGCACAGUGUUCUUCUGGUGAGCAGCUCAGGCAUCAACCUCCUCCGACACACGUACCCUCCAGACCGCCAGCCUCUGGCAAACCAAGCGUCUAAUCUGGCGACCCCAAUUUCCCCCUCCCUUUGAGACCCCUCCUUGUCUGGGAGUUGAGCUAAACUGUGGGGGAACAACUUUGCAGCUCUCUGUCACUCAGAUCUAGAAAGUGUGUUAAUCCCUAAAUCUAAAUCCGUCAUUGGUGACCAUACUCAGCCUAUCCCAUAACUCUGAUCUCACUGCUCCUACCAGGAGGGAGUGUGCCUGGAACAUCUAGAUCCUCUCCAGCAGGCCAGCGGGCCUCCCUCCCACCUGGGUAGGGUUCCUCAGCCACUUGGGCAUGGGAGGUGGGUUGCCUGGUUUCCAUGGGCUCAGGACCAGGGAAUCUGGAGAACCCGGGCUCUGUUAGGGUUGUCUCGGGAGUACCUAACGCUCUGCCUCUCUGAAUGUCAAACAGUUACAGCAACAUGGGUGGAGGACUGAAGCCCCUUCUAGAAGCUGUACCUCUUAGUGACUUCCUGGGCAAAAACUCUUCUCUCCUGCCCCCUACCCCCAAAGGUCAUGACCUUGAGAAUCCAUGCCAGCUCCCCUUAUCACCCACUCUGGUUCCCAGUCGCUUCUUGAAGCUUCACCUACUUUUUCACAGCUUUCAUUUACCUCAAAGUCCUCUAAACAUCUUUUAUCACAUUCCCCAUCAGUGACAACUUUUGAAAAAAAUACCGUCAACAUAUGUAGCAAAUUUACCUGUGAACUGACAUGCUACAUACUUGAUAUCAGUAAAGUUUCAUUUGUUUUGCUUAUUGAUUUUUUACU
Phacochoerus africanus (Common warthog) is the source of this 5318-nucleotide messenger RNA. RefSeq names its product orphan sodium- and chloride-dependent neurotransmitter transporter NTT5-like. The coding region runs from base 1441 to 3945 and encodes 834 amino acids. Gene Ontology annotation, cellular component: membrane. The record is from RefSeq and is a predicted model, not a curated record. The transcript is spliced from 10 exons. NCBI's taxonomy places the organism in Eukaryota, Metazoa, Chordata, Mammalia, Artiodactyla, Suidae. Gene Ontology annotation, biological process: sodium ion transmembrane transport.